This is a messenger RNA of Quercus robur (English oak), 5367 nucleotides long. Its product is annotated as ENHANCER OF AG-4 protein 2. The transcript has 12 exons. The record is from RefSeq and is a predicted model, not a curated record. The coding region runs from base 365 to 4993 and encodes 1542 amino acids. Gene Ontology annotation, cellular component: nucleus. Gene Ontology annotation, molecular function: double-stranded DNA binding; transcription coregulator activity. Gene Ontology annotation, biological process: regulation of transcription by RNA polymerase II. NCBI's taxonomy places the organism in Eukaryota, Viridiplantae, Streptophyta, Magnoliopsida, Fagales, Fagaceae.
AAAACGCCGAGUCGCCGACAGAAACACCCUUUGCCUUGGUUUAUUUUCUUGCUCCGAGAGAGAGACCCUCGUAUAAUCAAAAAGAAAAAAAGAAAAAAUCAAAGUCUCAAAAAAACCAGAGGAAAAUCUAAAAAUUACGACUACAUCCCCCAUAGUUGCUACAUCCACAACCUCAAGCCCAAACACCAUUUCUCAACCAAAAAAAAAAAAAAAAAAAUCCCCCAUCUCUUGCUCUCUCUUCUGCCAUUAUUCCUCCGAUGCCCUAGCACUUCCGGCGCCGGUGCCACUUAUCGCCGGCGGGACUUCCGGCGAGGGCGACUUGAUAGGGUUUUUAGCCGGAUCGUGAGAAUUUAGGGUUCGUUGAAUGGCUCCGGCGCGAAGACGCGGAGCGAACAACAAAGCGAAGGACAAGAAGAGCCAGUUAAGUGUGGGCGAUCUUGUCCUUGCGAAGGUCAAGGGCUUCCCCGCUUGGCCUGCCAAGAUUAGCAAACCUGAAGAAUUUAAGCAUCAGCCUGAUCCCAAGAAACACUUCGUUGAAUUCUUUGGUACAAGAGAAAUAGGUUUUGUUGCCCCUGCGGAUAUUCAGGCAUUCACUAAUGAGGUAAAGAGUAAAUUGUCUGCCCGAUGUCAGGGUAAAACAGUUAGGUUCUUUUCUCAAGCUGUGGACGAAAUUUGUGUGGCGUUUGAUGAGCUACAAAAUAAGAAAUCAAGUGGUUUCAGAGAUGGUGCUGAUAAAUCUGAUGUUGGGUGUGAGGCUCUAUCUGUUAAUGAGGUAGAGGUUGACUCAAAGGUUGAAACAGGUAAGGCGACAUACAGUGGAGAUGCUUUGAAUGAGUCUUUAAGUGAUUCUGGCUCUAAGUUGGGGCGCUGCUCACAGAGACGAGGUGGAACUGACAUUCAAGAUGUAAAGCCUUCUAUAUCCUGUAGUGCAGAUGAUAGUUUGUCUCCAGAUAUGUCCCCUGAGAAAAACAAUAGUAAAAGUGGUGGUGGAAACUGUAAGGAACAUGUAUUAAUGACAUCCAGUCCAGAUAAUUCUUCCUUUCCAAAGGAAGAAGCAAGUGAUGAUGAAUUUGUAGAAGAUGCUGUUUGCACUAAGCAACAUGGUAAGGAACAGAAAGUAUUAACAACUGGUAACAAGUUGAAGAAGAUGGGUACUGUGUCAAAGAAAAGGCGUGAAGGUGCUGUUGAAGUACACAAAACUGGUACCUCUGCUGUAAUAUCAUUAAAGGAUGGAAGUGAUGGUUGUUCUGUUGAUCGCCUUGAAUCUGUUGAGCGAUUGAAAGAUGGAAUUAAGGGCAAGAUUUCCUCCAGCAGCGUGCGUGAAUUUUCUCUGAGCCCUCUUAAAGCAGAUUCUGAUAUCAAUGCUGGGAAAAAAUCAAAAGAUCUGCUAAAAGCUAAAAAACAUGUCAUUGUUCCUGAUAAUAUGCUGGACUCUGGUGCUGUUUCUGAUAAACAGAUCAAGGGAAAACUUUCUGGCACGGAAAAGAGGACCCAAGAUAGACAUGGAAAGGCUAAUGAUGGUGCAAAUGAUAUACUUCCUGCCAAAAAAUUGAAGCGUGUAGAUAUAGGGGAUGAUGCCGCACAUGGAUCACAUGCAAAAAGAAUUAAGAGUGUUUCUCCUAAUCCUAAUGUUGACAAGAAGGCGUUAAAAAGGACAGAGUUUAAAAGAUCAACUAUGAGUGUUAAAGCAGAAAGUACUUUGGCUUUAAGAACCCAAACUGGUAUUGUUGGAUCCAAUGCUUCUGGUAAUGAGGCUGUGCUACCUGUAACAAAGCGUCGACGCCGAGCACUGGAGGCUAUGUCUGACUCAGAUACUCUUACUACUGAUGAUAAAACAGAAAUAAUACCUCUUAUAAUGAAGAAUGAUGUGUCAUGUUCUAGUAAUGUGAAGGUUCCAGGAAGCCAGUUGCAUAAAAAACGGAGAGCUGUGUGCCUUUUUGAUGAAGACGAUGAUGAAUCCAAAACUCCAGUCCAUGGUGGAUCUGCCGGAAAUGUCAAAGCACCUUCAUAUGUUUCAGAUGCUACCAAGAGAAGUGAUGCAAAUAAUGAUGGUUCAAAUAAUGCUCAGCAAGGAGUGUCUACUAGAUUUGGGGAUGGCUGUUUAAAGGAAUCUCCCUCCCAAUCACAUAAUGAGUCUCUGUCACCAAGUGAAGUUCAAACUGAUGAGAAGAGGCCUCAAAAGGCAAUGGCUGUGCAAGUUUCCCAUAGUCCAGGGAAAUUAGAAUCUGAGCAAUUGUCAUUCAAGGAGCAAUUGUUGUCCAAGGAUCAGUUGUCAUUCAAGGAGGCUAAGUAUGUGUUGGUGUCUCCUGGAAAGUCUCCUCCAUUAGGUCCUGCCCCCAAAUCAGUGGCAGAACAGCAUAAAGUGGCCAAACUUGGGGCUAAAGUUUCUGGUACUGGUACUCAGAAGAAGGGUCAGGCUGUGUCUGCUAAGGGUUUGGGUGUUGUUUCUAAUAGCAUGAACUCUUCUCAGAAUCAAGCAACAAUUCAGAGAAACAGGCCUUCGUCUUCUGGAGAAAGAUCUAAAGCCACUCCUAAAUCAAUAUCAAGGAUUGAUGAAUUGACUCUUUUGUCUGAAAAUUCAGUAGAGUAUAAUUCUUUGCCCGAUGAAAGAGACGAAGCUGGUAGGGAAAAUAAAAAUAGUUCAUUGAUUGAUUCUAAGACUUCAGAAUCUGUUAUGUCCAUGAAGCAUCUUAUUGCAGUAGCACAGGCAAAAAGAAGACAAGCUCACUCUCAAAGUUUCUCCCAUGGAAUUUUCAGUUCUUUCCUGUGUACCACUGAUGUACAGGGAAAUAGCCCGAGUCCAUCUGGAGUGCAGUCUCUUUUAACUGGUGGUGCCAGCAACGUGAUGCAAGCAGAUAUACAAGGAUUUAAUCCUUGCUCAAGUUUGGCUUCUCCAUCAACUCAUGGUCACCAGUCUGCAUUGCGAAAUCAAGUUGAUAUUGAAGAAGUUGAGGAGAGAAGAGGUAGUUCAGGGCACAGGACUGCUGGUGGCUCUCUGAGUGGUGGUACUGAAGCAGCAGUUGCUCGUGAUGCUUUUGAGGGAAUGAUAGAGACUUUGUCAAGGACUAAAGAAAGUAUUGGACGUGCAACUCGUCUUGCUAUUGAUUGUGCGAAGUAUGGCAUUGCCAAUGAGGUUGUGGAACUUCUCAUCCGAAAGUUGGAAACUGAACCUAGCUUUCAUCGUAAAGUGGACUUGUUCUUUCUUGUUGAUUCCAUCACCCAAUGCUCGCAUAGUCAGAAGGGUAUUGCUGGAGCUUCAUACAUUCCCACAGUUCAAGCAGCAUUGCCACGUCUUCUUGGUGCUGCUGCUCCACCUGGAGCUGCUGCUCGUGAAAAUCGUCGUCAGUGUCUUAAGGUUUUACGGUUGUGGCUUGAGAGGAAAAUCAUACCCGAUUCCAUUCUUCGGCCUUACAUGGAUGACAUUGGGGUUUCAAAUGAUGAUACGACCGCUGGUCUUUCACUUAGACGACCAUCACGAGCAGAGCGAGCUGUAGAUGAUCCAUUAAGAGAAAUGGAAGGCAUGCUUGUUGAUGAGUAUGGGAGUAAUGCUACCUUUCAGCUGCCCGGUUUUUUAUCUUCUCAUGUAUUUGAAGAUGAGGAAGAAGAUUUUCCAAGCAGUUCAUUUAAGGAAGCCGGUGAUGCAUCAGCAGAGGAAACCACCCCCGCUUUAGGAGAGUCAGAAACAUGUGCUGUUCUUCCUAAUGACAGGCGCCAUUGCAUUCUAGAGGAUGUGGAUGGUGAGCUCGAAAUGGAAGAUGUUUCAGGACACUUGAAGGAUGAAAGACCCUUGUUCACAAAUGGUUCUUUUGAAAUAGAUCCACAACAUCAGAGUUCAGAUAGGACCAUAGAACCUGCUCCAAACAAUUCCUCUGAGUUACUCCCACUACCAGAGGGUUCUCCUCCAUUGCCUCUCGAUUCUCCUCCUCCUCCACCUCCUUUGCCUCCUUCACCACCUCCACCACCACCACCCCCAUCAUCUCCGUCACCACCACCACCACCACCACCGCCUCCCUCGUUACAGCCACCACCGCCGCCUCCCUCGUUACAGCCACCACCGCCGCCUCCCUCGUUACAGCCACCACCUCCCCCGUCACAGCCACUACCUCCCCCGUCACAGCCACUACCUCCCAUGUCACAGCUACCCCCUCCUCCUUUGCCACAUUCUGGCCCCCCACCAUCAUUGGUCCCUCCAGCAUCUUUACCAACUCAGUCUUCAUUACUCUCCCAACCAUUUUUACCACCUCAAUUAUCCGUACAGUCUUCACCACAGUUGGCAUAUCAACCACCCAUACCUCAUGAAUAUUGCAGCACAGCUAGUGGCAACCAAAUUGUCCAAAUGGCUGGUCAUGGCGUUCAUGUUGAUAAUGCACUGAAAAGUGAAAUGUUUCCGCAGCAAUCAUCUAGCUUUAUUUCAACAGGAUUAUCCAGUUCUCAAGAACCAUCUGGAUUUAAUUCUUCAAGGCAAUUAGAAUAUGGACACAAUGAUAUUUAUUUAAACCCCCAAAUUUCACAACCUAACCAACCAUUUCAACAAGGUAAUACCUCUUUUACACAAAGACCUUUACACCCUGCCCCACCUCAGAACACAUCCAGUCAUUUCUCUUAUACAAAGCCGGCAGUUCAGCAACAUCCUCAGCAUCCGUACCCACGUCCAUACUCUUUACCAUCUCCUCUGGAUAGCCAGAGGCGAUUUGUUGCUGAUGAACAAUGGAGGAUGCCAUCAAGUGACUUUAAAACAAAUCAGCGUGGUGGGUGGAUGAAUGGAGGGAGAACACCAAAUGGAGAAAGAACUCCCACAUGUUCAGGACCUACCUAUGGCCAGGAAGGUUAUUUUCAUCCACCUCUUGAGAGGCCACCAGCAAAUAAUAUUGGUUUUCAGCAUCCUGCCCCUAAUAAUCUACCUGCUGGAGCUCCAAUAGCAGGUCAUGGCGUCUCCCAGAUGUUUCCAUGUAGACCAGACAUUUCUGCCCUUAAUUGUUGGCGGCCAGCUUGAUAGUCUAAACUAAGAACUUCAGUGAUCAUUUUGUCUUCUCUACUGUGGGUGCCACAACACGUGGCAAAGGAUUAUUACAUAAUGCCUCAGAGUGAGAUUCAGUUUCAGGCCAAAAUCCGACUACCACUUGAAGGCAGUGUUAAGAACUAGUGGAGGCUCUUGGCAGGACUGUGUAUAUUGUAAUUUUUCCUGACAAAUGUAUCCCUGGGAACAUUUGCUUCCAAGUGUAGGCCCAUGUUUCUGACUUGGUUAGUGCAUCUGUUUCUUGACUCUUGUAAUUACUUGAGUAUCUUGUACAUAGCAAUCAAUUCCAACAAUGAAUUUGAGAAUUGGCCAAUUUAAAUUAUUGAAUAUUUAGGCAUUGUUUGCUUAUA